This is a messenger RNA of Xenopus tropicalis (tropical clawed frog), 2375 nucleotides long. RefSeq names its product chromosome 6 C6orf62 homolog (gene c6h6orf62). Lineage: Eukaryota; Metazoa; Chordata; Amphibia; Anura; Pipidae. The record is from RefSeq and is marked predicted.
CCGGAAUCGUGGGGAAACUCAACUUGUGCUGUGAACAAUUCCUCUCCCCCUACCACACAGAUAAAUAAUAUAGAUUCUCACGGUAUACAAGCUGUAGACGGGGAGCUAGGGGCUGUUGACCUAAAGCGAGCUGACAUCAUUGGAGUUUGUAAUGCAGGCUUGAGGAUGGCUUAAGUUUUAGUCUGGAGUUUAUUCUUUGGCAGGGAGACUUGACAUGCCUGUGGAGGAUGGGUUUUGAGUUUAUGGUACAGGUUAGUGGCAGGGAAUACAUUUAUAUUUUUGUUUCAAUAUUAUACCCUGGUGUUUUAACUGGUUUGUCUUUUUAUGUUUAAAAAAAUGCCUCUUUUAGUUCCAUCAGAAAACACCACCCAGUAUGUCAUGGCUGUACAGCCCUUUAUAUUUCCUGACCCUAAUAGUAAGGCUUAACACACAUUGUCUGAAAAGUGCUUUGGGUUGUUCUGCCCAGUUGAUUUAAUCACUGAAAAGGUUGUAACAUGGCUUGUUUCUGCUGAACUGGUGUCCUAAACGCACAAAAAUUGCCCGCAAUUAGCAACAAGCUUUCUAAGCGUUUGCACCAGCUGUUCAAAACAAAAUAUGGGGGACCCAAACUCUCGCAAGAAGCAGGCUCUUAACAGACUGCGCUCUCAGCUACGGAAGAAGAAAGAGUCUUUAGCUGACCAGUUUGAAUUCAAGAUGUACAUCGCCUUUGUGUUCAAGGACAAGAAAAAGAAGUCAGCUUUAUUUGAGGUGGCUGACGUGAUUCCAGUUAUGACCAAUAACUAUGAAGAGAAUAUUCUGAAAGGUGUGCGAGAUUCCAGCUAUUCCCUGGAAAGUUCCCUUGAGCUUCUACAGAAGGAUAUAGUACAGCUUCAUGCACCUCGCUACCAGUCCAUGCGCAGGGAUGUUAUUGGAUGCACUCAAGAGAUGGACUUUAUUCUUUGGCCAAGGAACGACAUCGAGAAGAUUGUCUGUCUUCUUUUUUCAAGAUGGAAGGGAUCUGAAGAGCCCUACAGGCCAGUUCAGGCCAAGUUUGAAUUUCAUCAUGGCGAUUAUGAAAAACAUCUUCUGCACAUUCUGAGCCGGAAAGACAAGACUGGUAUUGUUUUAAACAAUCCUAGCCAGUCAGUGUUUCUAUUUAUUGAUAGACAACAUUUGCAGACUCCUAAAAGCAAAGCCACAAUCUUCAAGUUAUGCAGCAUCUGUCUCUAUCUGCCACAGGAACAACUCACUCAUUGGGUGGUUGGCACUAUUGAGGAUCACCUUCGCCCUUACAUGCCAGAAUAAAGUUUUGACCAGCCAAACUGGGAAGAUCAGUUAUUAGCAGCAAUUUAUUUUCUUCUAAAUUACAGAAGAACAUGGACUCAUGCUCAGAACACUUGUAUGUUGUGAAUCUUCAUGCUGGAUAUUUUUUCCUCAUUUUGUGUCAGAACUUUUUUUUUUUUUUUUUUUUUUUUUUGCUUUUUACUUUGUUGUGUGUGGACCUUGUGAAAAGAGAGGAUGUUUAAUACAUCUUUGUUAUAGAUUCUCAAAAUGUGAAUUGAUGGGACUGUGGCACACUGAAUCAAAUGUAUCUGAAAUGACAAGGUAUUUUGUUUAGUGGUCUUCCCAUUUGCACUGGUCAUUCCCCUAACAUCAUUUAGAUGACAGUAUUGAGGGUGAAAAAAAAUGAAUGUAAGUUGUAUAAAUAGCUUUGCUGCUUCACUGUAUUAUGAAAGCACUAUCUGAAUCUCUUAAAGCAUACCCUAUGUUGGCUUACAAUGAAGACUGGCUCAGAUGUAUUGAAAAAGAAACUUUAUUCAGCAUUUGCUUUCAUAUCGUAGUUCAGCUUGCAGGGCAGUGAACGAGUAAUGGCACUUUUACACUUUGGUAUAUUCUCCCAGUUGCUGCAUAACAGAGUUCCCCUACCUGUGGGUACUGACAUAAGUCUAGGAGUCUGCAGUAACUAUAUGAAAACGACUUAAAAUUCGUUGACACCUCAGAAACCAUGUUUCUGAAGAUAGGAACUGAAAUAGAAACCUGCUGGUGAUUUGUGCAAAUAUUACUUUUUCAUAAAAUGAAGUAAUAUUUCUAUAGAAAAAAGAAAAACCCUUGGUGGUUUCAAUAAAGUAAUGUCAGAACACCGUUACAAAUUGUAAAAGAAGUUUGAAGUGUGAAAUUUGGUUCAAAGAAUCAUUUUAUUUUGUGCAAUGAUAAGGUUGACUACUGUAUUGUUUAAGAGAAGGCUUUUCUAAAAGGUUUCAGUACCUUUUAUGAAUCAACUUGUAUAGGCCUAUUCCCUUUGGCUAAUACUAGUGCUUACCUGGUUUAAAAUUGUAUCUAGCUUUUGUUUGAAAUUGGAUUACAUUGGAAAUUAAAAUAAAUGAGUUGAAAUCUGA